CGUUGUUAAUGGAACGUGAUUAUGGAGAGCUGUCACUAGCUAACAACAACAGAAAAUCCCGGUCGGCAAACGUUUUAAUUGGACCCGACAUAAAGGGGGCGCCCUGCUUCCCUCUGCUGUUCACCGAUGCAGAUGGACGUCGGGACCCGACGCUGACUAGAGGAAGUGUCACAUUCCAGCUCUUCUCCUUCUUCUUCACCCUUGUGUCCCACUCCUCCCUCUGUCACGCUGGCAAUGUCCAGGGUCCCGAGUCCGCCGCCCCCUGCGGAAAUGUCCAGCGGGCCCGUGGCCGAGAGCUGGUGCUACACGCAGAUCAAAGUGGUGAAGUUUUCCUACAUGUGGACCAUCAACAACUUCAGCUUCUGUCGUGAGGAAAUGGGCGAAGUCAUCAAGAGUUCGACCUUCUCUUCUGGGGCCAACGACAAACUCAAAUGGUGUUUGCGAGUGAAUCCCAAAGGCCUGGAUGAGGAAAGCAAAGAUUACCUGUCUCUGUACCUGCUGCUGGUCAGCUGUCCAAAAGCAGAGGUGCGAGCAAAGUUCAAGUUCUCCAUCCUCAACGCCAAGGGAGAGGAGACCAAAGCAAUGGAAAGCCAGAGGGCGUACCGCUUCGUCCAGGGAAAAGACUGGGGCUUUAAGAAGUUCAUCCGGAGAGACUUCCUCCUGGACGAGGCUAACGGUCUCCUACCUGACGAUAAGCUAACGCUGUUCUGCGAGGUGAGCGUUGUGCAGGACUCGGUCAACAUAUCGGGUCAGAACACGAUGAACAUGGUGAAGGUACCGGACUGCCGGCUAGCGGACGAGCUGGGUGGCUUGUGGGAGAACUCGCGCUUCACAGACUGCUCCCUGUGUGUGGCUGGACAGGAGUUUCAGGCCCACAAAGCCAUCCUGGCAGCGCGUUCCCCUGUAUUCAGCGCCAUGUUUGAGCACGAGAUGGAGGAGAGCAAAAAGAAUCGUGUGGAGAUCAACGACGUGGAGCCAGAAGUUUUCAAGGAGAUGAUGUGCUUCAUUUACACAGACAAAGCUCCCAACCUGGACAAGAUGGCCGACGACCUGCUAGCAGCAGCCGAUAAGUACGCUCUGGAGAGACUCAAGGUCAUGUGCGAAGACGCGCUGUGCACCAGCCUGUCCGUGGAGAACGCCGCCGAGAUCCUCAUCCUGGCCGACCUGCACAGCGCCGACCAGCUCAAAACGCAGGCGGUCGACUUCAUCAACUACCACGCAGCGGAGGUGAUGGAAACCGCCGGCUGGAAGUCGAUGGUCGCCUCCCAUCCGCACCUGGUGGCUGAAGCUUACCGCUCGCUGGCGUCCGCCCAGUGCCCCUUCCUCGGACCGCCCCGCAAGCGCCUCAAACAAUCCUAAAGGCAACAAAACACACUCUCGCUCGCUCUCUCUCUCUCUCAUACACACACACGCACAGACAAAAGCUCCCAGACACACAGGGAUAACCAGUCUCCUUGAUGUUACCUACAACACUACCACCCAGAACCUGCUGUAUCCUGUCUUUUUAAAGAAGAAGAAGAGGAAGAAGAGGAAGAGGAGGAAGAGGGGAUUGUAACGUGGAUUUUUUAGUGUUUACAAUAAAACCCGCAGAACCC
Messenger RNA from Xiphophorus couchianus (Monterrey platyfish), 1595 nucleotides. RefSeq names its product speckle type BTB/POZ protein (gene spop). The transcript has 10 exons. Lineage: Eukaryota; Metazoa; Chordata; Actinopteri; Cyprinodontiformes; Poeciliidae. Gene Ontology annotation, molecular function: protein binding. The record is from RefSeq and is a predicted model, not a curated record. Bases 235 to 1359 code for a protein of 374 amino acids.